Lolium perenne is the source of this 425-nucleotide messenger RNA. NCBI's taxonomy places the organism in Eukaryota, Viridiplantae, Streptophyta, Magnoliopsida, Poales, Poaceae. The record is from RefSeq and is a predicted model, not a curated record.
GCUGACCAAUCACCGUUUCAACAAUGUUAACAUUCAGAGCAAACAUAGUGAUCAUUCUCCUCCUAUGUGUGUCUUUGGCUCUUGGAGAAAUACGAUCUGAUGAUCAUGCAAUCGAGACCAUUAAGACUGAAGAUGCGGACGUCUUCAAGUGCAUUGAUAUAAACCAACAACCAGCGCUUGACCACCCCUUGUUGAAGAAUCAUGAAAUACAGAUGAAACCUAGCUCUUAUCCAUCUGAGCUACAUAGUUGGGCUUUAACCGAAGCUACGAAUUCAAUGGCACAACUGCCCUUUGUCGCAUGCCCGGAAGGAUCCAUCCCAAUAUUACAAGAUAGAAAAGAUGGUAAAAUAGAGAUUUCAAAUUAUCACCCGAUGGAUAAUGCUGGUAAAGGAGAGUUAUCAAAACAUAAUGGAUUUGUCAUCUGA